This is a messenger RNA of Chanos chanos (milkfish), 2341 nucleotides long. It is a transcript of the gene unc93b1, whose product is annotated as unc-93 homolog B1, TLR signaling regulator. The transcript is spliced from 13 exons. Lineage: Eukaryota; Metazoa; Chordata; Actinopteri; Gonorynchiformes; Chanidae. Gene Ontology annotation, cellular component: lysosome; endosome. Gene Ontology annotation, biological process: toll-like receptor signaling pathway; toll-like receptor 3 signaling pathway; toll-like receptor 7 signaling pathway. The record is from RefSeq and is a predicted model, not a curated record. Gene Ontology annotation, molecular function: Toll-like receptor binding. Bases 422 to 2296 code for a protein of 624 amino acids.
UAGUGAAAGUUAAGGUUGUAGGCCUUUGUAGUUUAGAGGGUACAAAACUAACGACACUCCAUCCACUUCGAGAUAAAUUAACCAGGAGAAGCCUGUAUUUGGGGCAAUGCUAUGCUUUACGAGACUUUUCUUGAACUUCAUGAUCGAGCACUGUCUCUUUAAGAGAAGUAAACUUUCUCAAAUCUCCAGAAGAGGGAAGUGAGAAGACGAGACUUUCGUUUCCCCUUUUCUUAGAUUUAAUUUGGACUAUCGCUGCGCUUCAGUCAUACAAUCGGGGAUAUACGUCGAGAGAUACCAGUCGAAAAAAGUACGUCUCUGCACUUAACCAGUCCAUAACCUGGACAGUUGGCAAACUGCGUUUGGAAAUUGCGGCCAUUGUGCAAUCGCUGCCGAGGCGAUUUUUUUUGGCUGCGACCACAAGAUGGCAGCAGCGGCCGUGGAGGGUAACGUGUACAGAGAGGCGGAGGUGCAAGCAGCUCCCCUUGCCGAGGAGAGAAAUGUAUUACAUGCUCGGGGAGCCGAGGGCAACAUUCAGGGGGAGGUGGAGGAGUUCCUUGGGCCUCAGUCAGACUACGAUGAGGAGGAGGAGGAGAGGAAGUACUACAGGAGGAAGAGGCUGGGUGUGGUAAAGAACGUGCUGGGGGCCAGCUGUGGAGUCAUGAUUUUAUACAGCGUUUACAUGGGUCUGUUACAGAUGCAGCUGAUCCUACACUAUGAUGAAACGUACAGAGAGGUGAAGUAUGGUAGCCUGGGGCUGGAGGACAUUGACAAGAAAGUGUUGAUGGGCAUUAACUUUACCCCAGUCAUUGGCCUGCUCUACACCCCAGUGCUCAUCCGUUUCCUGGGGACAAAAUGGAUGAUGUUUUUGGCAUCUGGGAUCUAUGCGCUGUUUGUCUCGACCAAUUACUGGGAGCGAUACUACACCCUGGUACCUUCGGCGGUGGCUGUAGGAGUGGUCAUCGUCCCGCUGUGGGCGUCUUUGGGGAACUACAUCACGAGGAUGGCUCAGUUGUAUUAUGAGUUUGUGAACUAUAAGGAGGAGCAUGUACAGGAGCAGAAGAAAGUACCAAAGGGAGCCUAUCACCGAUACAUCAUCAUCUUCCAAUCAGUCUUCUACAUUUUCUUCCAUCUCAGUUUCGUUUUUGCGGAGUUCCCCAUGAUCUUCUUUCUCAAUGGAUUUCUGCAUGACGUGCCACACUCAACUAGCAACGCGAAAACCUGUGGAGCGGACACUAAGGGUUUGACCACUGGUUUUAAUAAAACGGUACUGGAGCGCCUCCCUCGCUCCCUGCUCCUCAUCGAGGUGGAGAGCGUUCUGAUGGGAGCAGCCUUCCUCGCCAUGAUCAUAUUCCUAGCGCUGUGCGGGGCAGCGUACCGGCCGACUGAGGAGAUCGACCUGCGCAGUAUCGGCUGGGGGAACAUCUUCCAGCUGCCUUUCAAACACCUGCGCGACUAUCGCCUCCGCCUGCUCUGUCCCUUCUUCAUCUACUCCGGCCUGGAGAUGCUGUUCGUCGUCACCGGCUUCAUCCUGUCUUAUGGAGUUUGUACUGUGGGCAUAAAGAAGCUAUGGCUUUUGAUCAUGAUCUACGGUCUGUCCUCCUCCAUGUGUUCGGCGGGGUCUUUCUCACUGCUGCGCCUGCCCAGGCCGGUGGCUCUGCUGGGGGGAGCCGCUGUGCACCUCUGCCUGCUGCUGGCCCUCAUGUGCUGGUCCCCUCAGCCACAAAAUCAAAAUCAAGAGCUGCCCCAGUUACUGGUUGUGGCGGCUUUAUGGGGUCUGGGGACAGCACUUAUCAAAACUGGACUCAGCACUCUGUUGGGGAUGCUAUAUGAGGACAAGGAGAGGUUGGAUUUUGUCUAUACCAUCUUCCACUGGUGGCAAGCAAUUGCAAUCUUCAUUGUCUACCUGUGGUCCGGCCUGCCCAUGAGGGCCAAACUAGGGAUCCUAUUGGUCACUCUGUUGGUGGCAGCCUUUUGCUAUUGGCAGAUGGAGCAGCGUUUGGCCAAGAAGGUGCCCUACAGACUGCCAAGGAUUCCCCGCCCACGACACAAGGUGAAAGGUUACCGUUACUUGGAAGAGGAGAACUCCGACGAGUCGGGAUCGGAGCCCAGCGACGAGGAUGACGAACAGGAAGACGAGGAAGAGGUGCUGAGCGACCAUGACGGGGGAGACGCUGGUUCCCAGGGUUCCCAGUCACCCCUGGCUGGGGGGGGCAGAGCCAGAAACCGUCGGAAACAAAGACAGGACGCUGCUUAUGAACAGACGGGAGAUAUGGAGGACUAUGUCAAUGGCUUAUGAGAGAGAGAGACAGAGACAGAGAGAGAGAGAGAGAGAGAGAGAGAG